GUAUAUUCAAAUAUAAUAAAUAAUCAAGUAUUACUUUGAUUAAAAUAUUCAACUUUGCAAGUGCAAGCGCGACAUAAAAUCAAAUUUUCUUGCAUUACUUUUAUUUUGAAAUGAGCACAUCCGGAAGGCGUUGUCGUCGCAUCUUUGAAGCGUUUUCACGUCCUGCAUCUCAUCUUAUCCACGCUGUUUCCGAUCGUGUAGCUAAAGCUCCCUCAACUCGCAGCUUCUUCUCCGUUGACGUAAACGCUUGUGCGUGAGCGUAUGUCGUCCCGUUUUCUCCUCUCCUCUCUUGUUUAUAAAUCAUAUAACGUUAACAAUUCAACUUUUGUCGUCACGGAAGCACCUGCUGCGUGGAGAAAAGACAUCACCACGUAAACAAAGAUUAAAUUGCAGUUUCAUACACAAUUCCCGGAGAGUCAUGAGCUCGCAUAGGAAAUCUGCCCGGCCUCAUACGGAUUCUGAUUCGGGUUCCUCAUCGAGCCGUGACUCGGCCGCACCCGGCAUAGAGGAGGGCGCUGGUCUCUUUUCCAAGCUGAUGGAGCUGCCGGUAGCCAGACUGUCGCGGCAGCAGCUGAGAAGGUUGGAGGAUCAUCAAUACAGCAGUGAGGGACAGUCCGUUCUUGAGCCUUUCAUGCAAAGAUACUGGUGCUGGCUAGUGAGUAAAGUGCCUCUUUGGAUGGCCCCAAACCUCAUCACUAUAGUCGGACUUGCUACUAACAUAAUAAGCACUCUGAUACUGGUGUACUAUUGCCCUACUGCCACCGAACAGGCACCUACAUGGGCAUAUCUGGCCUGUGCUCUGGGUCUGUUCAUCUAUCAAUCACUGGAUGCCAUAGAUGGGAAACAGGCACGACGGACCAAUAGCAGCACUCCGCUGGGCGAGCUUUUUGACCACGGCUGUGACUCUCUUUCUACAGUGUUUGUGAUUCUGGGCACAUGUAUAGCAGUGCAGAUGGGUACUCACCCCGAUUGGAUAUUUUUCUGUUGUUUCGCGGGCAUCUUCAUGUUCUAUUGUGCCCACUGGCAGACGUAUGUUUCUGGAACGCUGCGCUUUGGCAUAAUUGAUGUGACUGAGGUUCAAAUCUUCAUUAUAACCAUGUACUUACUGGCCGCCAUCGGAGGAACAGCUUUUUGGGAGUCUGUGAUCCCUGGGAUAAAUAUCCAGGUUAAAAUAAUCCCUGCCCUAUUCACUCUCGCGGGUGCCGUUUUCUCCUGCACAAACUACUUCCCGGUUAUAUUCACGGGCGGAAUGGGCAAAAAUGGAUCGACUAUUGCAGGAACUAGCGUGCUGUCUCCAUCAUUUCAUAUAGGAGUGGUCAUUACUCUUGCCCUGAUGAUCUAUAAAAAGUCUUCAGAACAGCUCUUUGAGAAACAUCCCUGCCUGUAUGUUAUUGCGUUUGGGUUUGUCUCGGCCAAACUCACCAACAGACUGGUGGUUGCUCAUAUGACAAAAAGUGAAAUGCAACGUAACGAUUUGGCCUUCGUGGGACCAGCGCUGCUGUUUCUGAAUCAAUACUUCAACAGUUUUAUUAAUGAGUACUGUCUGCUGUGGAUCGCUCUGGUUCUGUCAGCAUUUGAUCUGGUACGGUACUGUGUGAGUGUAUGUAACCAGAUCGCCACACACUUAAACAUCUGUGUCUUCUCCAUCCAACCUCCCUCUCCGUCCUCACUUAAGCCAGAUAGCAGAAAUCACCACUAACCUGUGUCCCUGAAACACUUUCUCCAAUCGGUCAUGCACUUCAGUGAAUGUAAAACAUGGAGUCUGAACGGUUGCAGUUAGGAAUCACUGUAACGUGGUAUUUCGUAAUGAUUCAAAAAUAUAUGAAGAACGAAAGGGAAUUAUGAAAUCGUAUCAAAGUAUGAUUGUUUCAUCUUUAGUUCACCGAUUAUUUUGGCUAGCUUUGUCUUGCCUUUGUUUGUUUGUGAGUAUGUGUGCACCUUUGAUUGUUUAAAGGUUUUAUUUUAUAGUUGUAAUGUUCCGAAGUGAACCAAUAUUUUGUAUUUGGAAAAAGAGUCAUUUUUUUUGCAUCUGUUUUGGCUAAAUUCAUAAUUUAUUUCAGCAAACAGGCAACACUUGAGAUCAAUUUGUUAGACGUUUUUGGGACUCUGUAGGUGUCAAGUGAUCAUUUUUGUUGCCUUUCAUUGGUACAAGAAAUGGGAAUUUCAACCUAUGCCAGUACACGUCACUCUUGCCGGUACAAAGGAGUGUUGUUGUCUGAGUAAAUCAUAACACACAGAGUCUGAGCGAUAAGAUUAGAGCAGAUUUUUAUAAGAGGAAAUCUUAUGACAAGCAGGUCAGCCAGAAGACUUUCAAUUAUAAUGUCAGACAUGCAAGCCCUGGUUUUACGAUGCUAAUAUUCAAGCAGUUCAUUUGAUGACAGUAAUAAUCUAUGCAGUAUAAAUGUAUCCGUUUGCUCACUAUGCAUAUGAAUCUUAUAGUGUUAUGGAAGGGAUUAAACUUGUUUAACUAUGCCUGAGAAAAACGGUAUCGCUAACAGUAUUCUGAGAGUGUCAUUUUAUCUGAAAAAUUACUGGCUUAGAUAUGACAUUCAAAAAUAGUUCUGAGUUUGAUUUCUAAGAUAACACUAUACAUAUGAACUUUUAAAGGGAUAGUUCACCCAAAAAGGAAAAUUCGGUCAUCUUUUACUCGCCCUCAGAUUGUUUCAAACAUGUAUACUUUCUUUGUUUGAUGAACACAAAGGAAGAUAUUUGGAGGAAUGUCAGUAUCCAAACAGAUCUCACCCCCAUUUACUCUCAUAGUAGGUAAAAAAAAUACUAUAGGAGUCAAUGGGAGAUGACAUCGGUUGGGCUCCAAAUAUCUUCCUUUGUGUUUAGCAGAACAAAGACAUUUAUACAGGUUUGUAACAAUCUGUGGGUGAAUAAAUUAUGACAGAAUUUUCAUUUGACUUUGAUUCUAGAUAACAAACCUAAAAAGUAGUAUUUGUGGUUUAAAGAAAUAAACGUGACAACCUGUGCUAACUUA
Triplophysa dalaica is the source of this 2983-nucleotide messenger RNA. RefSeq names its product choline/ethanolamine phosphotransferase 1a (gene cept1a). NCBI's taxonomy places the organism in Eukaryota, Metazoa, Chordata, Actinopteri, Cypriniformes, Nemacheilidae. The coding region runs from base 419 to 1699 and encodes 426 amino acids. The transcript is spliced from 9 exons. The record is from RefSeq and is a predicted model, not a curated record. Gene Ontology annotation, molecular function: ethanolaminephosphotransferase activity; diacylglycerol cholinephosphotransferase activity. Gene Ontology annotation, cellular component: endoplasmic reticulum membrane; Golgi apparatus. Gene Ontology annotation, biological process: phosphatidylethanolamine biosynthetic process.